AUGCAGACGGUUAGACUACAGCAGUCUCUGUUUCUCUAUUUGUUAUGUGGAUAUUGUGUUUUAUCAGUGAGUCGUGCAAAUCCGCACCAUCGUCACAAACAUGACAUUAGGGAGAAGGAUGGAGAGGACACUAAGCCACAAAUUCUGGGUUCUAGUUGUGAUAACAGUUUUGACAGCCAUUUAGACAAGUGUUUGGAGCCAUUCUCUAGGAAGGCCCAUAUAUAUACAACCACACACCCGCAGAACCCUAUAGUGAAGGAAAUCUUUGUUAAACAUGUGUGCAGACGAUACAAGAAGAUGUUGCACUGUAUCCAUUUAGUGCUAACAAACUGUCAAACAGUGACAAAUAUUGAGAUUGUCCAGCAAAAACUUGACAAAAGACUCUGGAUAGUUGAUGUGAACAAAAUGUGUAAUAUUCAACCUGAUCCCUCAACACAGAAGCAUUCAGGUGGCACAAAUACAAAGGGAGGUAACUCUAGGCAUAAAGUGAUACCUUCCUCUACAUCUCUACGACCAGGUUCAUCUGUGACCCAAUCAGAAAUAGAGUAUUACAACAUGAAGAGUCGUGAUGCGGCUGAUAAAAUACCUCACUUACGAAACUAUCAAGGUAAAAACAGAGAGAGCAGUGAAAGCAUUCCAAAUAUCAUUCCAAACCACAACAGAAAACAAUUUCAACAAUUUGGCACCAAGUUGGUGCGUCCGGACCAGCUGACUAGUCUGUCUAGACAAAACACACCCAGACUUGUUACAUAUAUCAAAUACAAUGUGUUUCUAAAUGGACAAAAGGAAGAUUCUCAAGUGAAAGUUGAUCACUUAGAAUCCACUGAUGUGGGUAGUAUAGAUUCAAUAUUAAAAGAUGGACAACAGCCAGUGAUGGUCCAUCUUCUGUAUAUUGAUACAAAUAGCGAAACAGAGACAAAACAGUAUUUGUCACUAGAGGACAGUCAGAGUGGAAGCUCUCCUUUAAUUGGCAAUCCUUUUAUCAUUUUAUCCCUUAUCUCAACUGUGAUAACAUUCAUGCACAACUCAUAA
Molecule: messenger RNA, 1032 nt
Organism: Ylistrum balloti
Lineage: Eukaryota; Metazoa; Mollusca; Bivalvia; Pectinida; Pectinidae
Exons: 2
Coding region: 1-1032 (343 amino acids)
Source: RefSeq, a predicted model, not a curated record